Messenger RNA from Aureobasidium uvarum, 351 nucleotides. NCBI's taxonomy places the organism in Eukaryota, Fungi, Ascomycota, Dothideomycetes, Dothideales, Saccotheciaceae. The record is from the annotation of a GenBank genome assembly.
AUGGGUGACAACUGGCUCAGCAAGCAAGUCCAAGGCUACGUCGCCGGUGCCGGCAAGGUGGCUGGUGGCAUCGUCUACGGCGUAGGCAAUGGUGUGAACAACGUCGGUCGUGGCAUUGGUGACAGCAUUACCAACACGACACGUUACUGGGGCCAGGGUGUCGCAGGAUAUGGCAACAACAUCAAGGAUGCUUCUCGUGCGGGAGGCCCUCGCGUUCCCACUGGCGGAAAUCCUCUCGGCUUGGCUGGUGCUGGAUCGAGCAAGACUUUGAUGCCUGGUGGAAAGCUACCUCCCGGCAGCCAACAGCGCAAUGCUGGCAAAGGCAGUUCUAAGAACCCGCUGGGCCUGUAA